Molecule: messenger RNA, 1379 nt
Organism: Gloeophyllum trabeum ATCC 11539
Lineage: Eukaryota; Fungi; Basidiomycota; Agaricomycetes; Gloeophyllales; Gloeophyllaceae
Exons: 7
Coding region: 44-1108 (354 amino acids)
Biological process (GO): nuclear pore organization; regulation of DNA-templated transcription; NLS-bearing protein import into nucleus
Cellular component (GO): nuclear membrane; nuclear pore central transport channel; nuclear pore nuclear basket
Molecular function (GO): structural constituent of nuclear pore; single-stranded DNA binding; phospholipid binding
Source: RefSeq, a predicted model, not a curated record
AGCCACUCGUCGACCUGGACCUGCCACAAUCUGCGCUGCAGCAAUGUUUUCUUCGUCUUACGGGAACGCGCCGCCUCGCAACAACUUCGACUUGAGUCAGGACCGCCAGAAACAGUACUCGGCUGGCUCGUCGUACAGCUCGCCGUUCGUCCCUGCGGCCAACUCACCCUUUGCUACCUCUAAAGAUCCGGGACCGUCUCUUCCCCCGUCAUGGGCAUCUGCUAUAAGGCCCACAUACCAGACUGGUUACAUGCUAUCUGACCCUCCACCAGGAAUGAUGGCUCCCGAUACUGGACGCGGCGAGCUCCCUCUCAUCCCGACCAAAGCGAAACUCAGCCCCCUGCUCACGCGCGGCCUCGACCAUAGGUCCAAUAACACUUCAAUGUUUGCGAGCAAGAAAGACCAACUUCUCCCUGAUGAGGAAGGCCCGCCCACCCUGUCCGUUCACGACAUCCCAAACGAGCCUGCCGACCCCAACGUGGUGCGAAUGCGUCUUAGCCAGCGCAAAUACCCCGAAGACCUCCCCUCAACUCCCAAGCCCCGCCAUUCCCGCUCCCAAACAACAUCCGGUACCCCAGUCGGAACCACCCCCUCCUCCCAGCCUCUCUACGUUAUCGUGUACGGAUACCCGCCAGACCGGUACAGCGCCACCGUCGAGUACUUCCGCUCGCUGGGGGACACGACCGAAGCCGACCCCAACGCCGAGAUCGUGAACUGCUUCCGGAUAGGGUACAAGAAGCCUAUCGACGCGCUGCGUGCCAUCAAGAAGAACGGGGACGUUCUGAGCGGCGCGUGGAUGGUCGGCGUCAAGUGGGCUGAUCAGGCGCAAGCCGAGGCUGCCCUGGGGAAAGGCGUCGUGCGGCAUAUGGACCAUGUCUACCAAGUUGCCGACCAAUACGGGGGCUCUCCAGACGUGAUGGACACGUCCUCCUCGCCCAACCCGAUGGACACGCGCCCGCCGGUGGGCACGCCGCUCAAGCUCGCGCCUGCCAAUGCGGCAUUCAAGCCGCACGAGUCGCAACAUUUCAACUUCCCUAUACCUGGGCAGAAUGGUUCGCCGGACAAGGGCAUUGUGGGGAAAGUAUCUGAUCUCAUCUUCGGCUGGUAGUACGCCUUCCUGGCUUCAUGAUUUUUAUGAAUUCAAAUCGGAUGUGUCGUACUGUCUCAUGUAGAUCUAGUAUGUAGUGUUGCUCGUGACGAGUCCCGCCAGAAGUUGGCGGCCGCAGUUAGCUCUGCCUGGGCGCUGUACGGGCCAUAAUGCAUAAAGGCCUAUAUUCUAUUCCCGUUUCUUGUCAGAUUGUCUAAGACCUGCGAAGGCGUACAACAGAGACCCUGUCAGAACAAGACUAGCUCCUGACGCCAGUUGGACGUUCCAGCCG